GAGGUGCUGCGGCUCGACCGGCGCGGUCCAAAGGCGAAGGAGAAACAGCAAAGCGCAGCCAGGGAGCCGGGGGGGCAGCGGGGGUGUUGGGCCGACCGCGUGCGACGGGCUCGGCCGCGCUGGUUGAGCCCCGGGGCAGCCCUGGUGGCGGAGCCGCGGCCGUCGCACAAUCGCGGAUGGGGAGGAAGAGGCUGGGGCGGGUGGAUCGGUCUCCUCGGUGGGGUGACUCGGAACACCUCUUGUUGAGCCCCCCAAGUGUCUGCACUUGGUUGUUCCAGCCCGUUCUGGCGGCAGCUGCAGACUCUCAACUUGCCGUUUUCGGCGGAAUUUCAGCUCUAUCUCCUGUUCUUCCUCUCCUGAUGGCCCUUGGGGCACCACCCUCUGCUUACCCCCAUUUCCAGCAGCUGGGAGAGCCCCGGGGGGGCCUUUUCUCUGCUGUUGCCCCCCAGCACAGCCGGUGCACACACAUGGGGUGGGCUCUGUCACCGCAAACUGUUCUCAGCCGUUGCAUCGUGUUGCCUCCGUUUCCAGAUGCAGCUGCGUUCCAGGGACAAGGGAGGACCCUCAUCUAAACCAGGGCUUGUUGCUUAGGGAUUAUUAUUAUAGCUUAGGAGAAAAGGGACAGAGGUAGAAGAGAGGACCCAUAAAGGGAUGUCUGAGGUUUGGAGUAGCAGAGGUUUGGGUGAAAAAGGCCAAUGCGGGAGUUACGGCUCAUGCGCAGGGUCUGUUUUGGGGUGUCAACCCCGCACUUGUUGGCACUGACUGUGCUGCUGCUUCUCCAUCAAGGCCGAUAUGUGAGCUGGGUGUGUACCCCGUGGCUCCGAAAUGCUGCUCUAAUAAAGAAAUACAUUUCCUUCCCAAUCUCGGAGCUGUUGGGUGUUCCUUGCUUUUGGGAGGUGCUUUAAAUGUGAGUGCCAGAGCCGUGGGCUGCGAGAGCAGCAGCUGCGGCGCGAUGCUGAGCUCGGGGCUCCCUCCCGUCCUCCUGUUCCUCACAGGGCUGGAGCUGAGCUGCUCCCUGAGCGACGAAGAAAGGAAGAUCAUCCUGGAUGGGCACAAUAAAUACCGCUCCCAGGUCUCUCCUCCUGCCAUGGACAUGCUCAAGAUGAGCUGGGAUGCAGAGCUGGAGGCCUUUGCUCAAGCCUACGCAGAGAAGUGCAUCUGGGACCACAACAAGGAGCGGGGCCGGCGGGGGGAGAACCUCUUCGCCAUGGCCCCAGUCCUGGACCUAGAAUUCGCUGUGGAAGACUGGAACGCAGAGGAGAAAUACUACAACUUGACAACUUCCACGUGUGUCCCCGGGCAGAUGUGUGGCCACUACACGCAGGUGGUCUGGGCAAGCACGCACCAGAUUGGCUGUGGGGCAAAGUUUUGUGAGAAGAUCGAAGGAAUCGACACGGAGGACAUGUACCUGCUUGUCUGCAACUAUUACCCACCGGGCAACAUGAAAGGCCGAAAGCCCUACAGGGAAGGACCCUCAUGCUCACAGUGUCCCGAGGGCAGAGUCUGUGUCGACUCCUUGUGCGAACCCAUUGUAGAAGAGACCACUCCAGCCCCUGUGACAACAAAGGCAAGGCCAUCCACCCCACCCACAGCCCAACCAGAGCCCACAGCCACAGCCCAACCAGAACCCACCACACCAGUGCCCACCACAGCCAAACCGGUGCCCACCACAGCCAAACCAGUGCCCACCACAACUAAACCAGUGCUCACCACAGCCCAACCAGUGCUCACCACAGCCCAAACAGAACCCACCACACCAAUGCCCACCACAGCCAAACCGGUGCCCACCACAGCCAAACCAGUGCCCACCACAACUAAACCAGUGCCCACCACAGCCCAAACAGAACCCACCACACCAGUGCCCACCACAGCCAAACCAGUGCCCACCACAGCUAAACCAGUGCCCACCACAGCCAAACCAGUGCUCACCACACCAGUGCCCACCACAGCCAAACCAGUGCCCACCACAGCCCAAACAGAACCCACCACACCAGUGCCCACCACAGCCAAACCAGUGCCCACCACAACUAAACCAGUGCCCACCACAGCCCAAACAGAACCCACCACACCAGUGCCCACCACAGCCAAACCAGUGCCCACCACAGCUAAACCAGUGCCCACCACAGCCAAACCAGUGCCCACCACACCAGUGCCCACCACAGCCAAACCAGUGCCCACCACAACUAAACCAGUGCUCACCACAGCCCAACCAGUGCUCACCACAGCCCAAACAGAACCCACCACACCAGUGCCCACCACAGCCAAACCGGUGCCCACCACAGCUAAACCAGUGCCCACCACAGCCCAAACAGAACCCACCACACCAGUGCCCACCACAGCCAAACCAGUGCUCACCACAGCCAAAACAGAACCCACCACACCAGUACCCACCACAGCCAAACCAGAACCCACCACACCAGUACCCACCACAACCAAGCCAAGGCCCACACCCACACUUCCAAGCACAGCCAAGCCACCACCCAAAACCACACUUCCAAGCACAACCACAGCCAAGCCAUCAACCACAACCACACUCCCAACCACAGCCAAGCCAAAACCCACCACACUAGCACCCAUCACAACCACAGCCACUCCAAAACCUGCCACAGCGCUCCCGACAACAAUCCCAGCCAAGCUAAAACCCACACCAGCGGCCACCACAGCCAUGGUCAAACCAAAACCCAGCACGCCAGCACCCACUACCGCUACUGCCAAGCCAAAGCCCACCGUGCUAACAACCACCACGCCAAAACCCACCACAACCACCACUACCAUUAAGCCAACACCUACCACACCAAAAACCACCACAACUACUGCCAAGCCAGCACCCACGACACCAAAACCCACCACAACAGCCAAGCCAGCACCCACCACACCAAAACCCACCACAACAGCCAAGCCAGCACCCACCACACCAAAACCCACCACAACUACAGCCAAGCAAACACCUACCACAACCAUGGCUAAGCCAAAACCUGCCACAGCUACAGCCAAACCAACACCCACCACACCAUCUACCACCACUACAGCCAAGCCAACACCUGCUGCUACAACAUCAGCAAUGACAAAACCCACCACUACAACCCCAGCCCCUACCACAGCAGCAAAGACGCCGCCGAAACUGGCCACAACCACAAAGCCAGAACCCACCGAACCAGAAACACCAAAUCCUACCGAGGCAACUGGGCUAACUCUUUCCAUUGAGCCUGCGUUAGAUCUGGAUUAUAAAGUAUCUCCAGAGGCAGACACUGGAGAGCCCGUUAGCCCCUUAACCACAGAGGAUCCAGCCUUAUUAGACAGCAUGGGCACAGCCUUCAGCCCCAAAUCAGUCCCAGAAACAAACAGAGGUGUCAAAGAGGACUGGAAAGAGGGAUCAGCCUUCUCCAGUCCACCUCCACCCCUCAGCCAAAGCGUUCCAGACAUCAAGUUAACUUUCAAUAAAGCUGAGCUCAUAACCCCCUCAAAGUCAGUGGUCUUCAGCCCUGAGGAGCCCACCUUCUUGCGCUUAACGUCAUCUGCCAAAGAGAAAAAGGGGCAGAGCCCUUUCCAGACCUCCCUCUCAGCAGGUGCCUUGGAUGCUGAAGAACCAGAGACAAACUCAGACCAGACAAGCGUGGAUCAACCCACAGCUGGAGCCCCUGGUACCUGCUUGGGGCUUUCGCUCUUCCUCCUACCCAGCGUCAUCCUGGUGGGCCUUCUGCUUUGAAUGGUCUUUCUCAGCUGUCCCUGCACCAGUCAGCAAGGCUUUCUUCAGCACUGGUUGUUCCACAACCCUGGUAGGCUUGGGAGACACCACAGACAACCCAGGUUGACGCGUUCUCUUCUUACGCUGCCUUAUCUGCUCCAGCCCCGACGAGCCAAGGGCAGCUGGUGGUCCCAUGAGAACCUGGUCCCCUUCCUGAGGAGACCCAAGGGCAGGAGGGUGUUUGCCAUGACGCUGGUGACCUUGGACGCUUCUCCUUUCUUCCCAGCCAGCCUGGGCCUCUGGUCCGUUUCCCGGCUGGAGGUGAUGAGCUGUCCCACCGGCCCGUGUGGCUGGCCGGCCCCGCCACACCGCGUCCCCGGGGGAAGCACAACGACUUGGAAACGACGAGACGUGGUCACGGGUUUUGGUGUUUGUCGGUAGAUGAGACGUGGUGGUGGUGGUUGGGUUUGGUGGUUGUCAGGAGGAGUUUCCAACAAAACUGCUUUUUUCCUCUCCUGAUGUGUCUGUUUGUCUCAAUUUUGGAGAAAUUUCACCUCUUGCGGCUUUUCGACGGGCUCCAUUCUGCUCCUCUCAUCUCUGCAGCUCUUCCCUCUCUCCUGCUCCCUGCCCCACGUCCCUGUUCCCCAGUUAAGCCAUUGCCACAACUUCAUUUUACGCGUGUGCCUGCAGCCGUGUGCAAGCACAGAAGAAAAACCUUCGGCUUUCUUCUGCAUGGCUUCCUUCUUUGCGUAACUUAAGUGUAUUUGAGUUUAGAUACAGAUCCCAGUUGACAUAUAUUUUGCGUGUGGCGGAGCCUGGGCCAGGAGAAACAAGUCAUCGUGUGCGCUGGUACAAUUUGAGCUCGAGAGAGCCAAGUGGAUGAUGUUAGAGGGUACCGGUGGUUCCAGGACUUGUUGCAGGACCACUUUUGUUGCCUGGGACACUCUGUUUUAUUCCCCCAGGUCUUUUCUCCCUUCACCUGAGGAUUCCCAGUCAGGUGUGUUAAAUAUGUGACGAGCUUUGCAGACCGGUGGAAAGGAGGCACAGUCUCUUUCCUGGUUGUCGCAUCCUUUGGUUUCUUUAAUAGAAGAGGUGGAGAAUGACCAGGAGGCCAAUUUCUGUGUCAUCCCCCGUGAUGCUGUGUCCUGUGCAUCCCCAGAGCAUGCACUGAAUAAAUCCUGUUGUAAAAGGC
Columba livia (rock pigeon) is the source of this 4877-nucleotide messenger RNA. It is a transcript of the gene PI16, whose product is annotated as peptidase inhibitor 16. Gene Ontology annotation, cellular component: extracellular region. Bases 953 to 3706 code for a protein of 917 amino acids. The record is from RefSeq and is a predicted model, not a curated record. NCBI's taxonomy places the organism in Eukaryota, Metazoa, Chordata, Aves, Columbiformes, Columbidae. The transcript has 6 exons.